CAGAGUGACGUAUAAUGUAGUGGACGGGACGCUUCUUCAACAACAUCUCGUCAGCCACCUCGGUAGCUUCCUAGCGGAAACGUUCAAGCUGUUCAGACUGCUUCGGUCUAUAUUUACUUCUGUAUUUGGAACAUAAUUCUGUCUUUUAACUAGUUUCCCCCAUUUCAUGUCAUAUUUCCGUUUAGUCAGGUAACGGUAGCUGGCUUGAUAAAUGAGCCUAUCACUAGGCUAGUCGCUAACUAGCUAGGUUAGCUGGCUAACAUCCCCGACCAUGAGCUCAGCAAGCUGCUGCCCUCCUGCUAAAAAAGAGGUCUGCUGGAAGGAGAAAGAAGGUAUUUGGCUGAACGUUGUCGUGAAAGAGGAGAAUGAAGAGGAGGAUGUCACAGUAAACGAAGAAGUAGAGGGUGAGGCUGUUACACAGAAAGAAGAGGAAGAAAACGAUGAUACUUUAUUUGGAGUGAAUGAAGGAGAGAUAACUGUCAUAUUGAAGGAGGAGGAGAGGGAAGAAGAGGAGGAGACAGAAGAUCUGAGGAACACCAGAGAGAGACCAGACUCUCCUUCUGACAGCAGGAAGAGUCCUUCAGGGAAACCAGACCCCGAGACGUCCAAACCAGCAGGACGACAUCACUGCUCCCAGUGUGGAAAGAGUUUUACUCAGUUAGGGAGCCUGAGAACACAUAAGAGAAUACACACUGGAGAGAAGCCUUACCACUGUUCCCAAUGUGGAAUGACGUUUACCCAGUUAGGGAGCCUGAGAACACAUAAGAGAAUACACACUGGAGAGAAGCCUUACCACUGUUCCCAAUGUGGAAUGACGUUUACCCAGUUAGGGAGCCUGCAAACGCAUGAGAGGGGACACACAGGGGAAAAGCUUUUCCAAUGUUCCCAUUGUGGAAAGAGUUUUGGCCAGGUAGGAAACCUGAACAAGCAUGAGAGGACACACACAGGUAAGAAGAUGUACCGCUGCUCCCAGUGUGGAGAGAGAUUUACCCGGUUAAGGUACCUGAAAGAGCAUGAAGGAAUACAUACAAAUACACAGGAGGAGAAGACAUACCACUGCUCUCAUUGUGGAAAGACAUUUUCCCAGUCAGAGAACCUGAAAACACAUGAGAGAAUCGAGAGGCUGUGUUCUGACUUGUGUUUUUGACUGAGAAUGUGUGUGUUUGUUUGGGCUGUCAGACUUGAGUUCACUUUGUGUAAUGUUAGUGCACUAUUUUUAAUUGUGAUUAAUCCAUUGUCUGAAAGGGUUAAAAACACACUGAAAACAUCCAGAAUACAUCCUAUAUACAGCUACAAUCUACAAUGCCAUGUAAACACAAGAUGACAUUGAGGUUAAAUAAAGUGUGAUUUAUCAAUGGAACAUA
Molecule: messenger RNA, 1364 nt
Organism: Oncorhynchus tshawytscha (Chinook salmon)
Lineage: Eukaryota; Metazoa; Chordata; Actinopteri; Salmoniformes; Salmonidae
Product: gastrula zinc finger protein XlCGF49.1-like
Exons: 3
Coding region: 272-1147 (291 amino acids)
Biological process (GO): regulation of transcription by RNA polymerase II
Molecular function (GO): RNA polymerase II cis-regulatory region sequence-specific DNA binding; DNA-binding transcription factor activity, RNA polymerase II-specific
Source: RefSeq, a predicted model, not a curated record